Messenger RNA from Thyridium curvatum, 993 nucleotides. RefSeq lists its product as uncharacterized. The record is from RefSeq and is a predicted model, not a curated record. NCBI's taxonomy places the organism in Eukaryota, Fungi, Ascomycota, Sordariomycetes, Thyridiales, Thyridiaceae. The coding region runs from base 1 to 993 and encodes 330 amino acids. The transcript is spliced from 3 exons. Gene Ontology annotation, biological process: proteolysis.
AUGGGCUCUAGUGCGGCUUUCGACCAGGAUGAGCUGACGGUGUUGAUCACUGGGUUCGGGCCCUUUAAGGAAAACUACCCACGCAACCCCUCGUGGGAGAUCGUCUCGCGCCUGCCCGACUACAUCCCGCCCCUGCGCGCCAAGCUCGCCUCCAACCCGACGACGCCGCACGCCACCAUCGCCCGCGCCGCCGGCGAGCACAUCCCGCCCGUCCGGCUGCUCGUCCACCCGGAGCCCGUGCGCGUCAGCUACGCCGUCGUCCGCCCGCUCGUGCCCCGCCUCUGGGCCGGCCAAGGCACGGCGCCCGAGCUGCUCUCCUCCCCGUCGUCCUCCCGGCUGCCCGACGCCGAUGGCGGCGAGCACGAUGGCGAAGAGGACCCCAACAGCAACAGCAACAACAACAACACCAAUAAAAACGACGCCCACAACGACGGAGGCCGGGAUCGCCGGCCUCCGCAGCAGCCGGCGAGGCGCAUCGACCUCUGCGUGCACGUCGGCAUGGCCGGCGCGCGCAUGCAGUACAGCCUCGAGCGCCGGGGCCACCGCGACGGCUACAGGAUGAAGGACGUCGACGGCGCGCUGCUCGACGACGAGCGCUUCCGGCACCCCAAGGAGGACGGCGGCGACGACCCGCGCUGGGAGUGGUUCGGCGUGCCCGAGGAGCUCGAGACGGACGUCGACGCCGACGACGUGCUCAAGCGGUGGAGGGCGCAUGCGCCGCCGACGGCCGACGUGCGCAUAUCCGAGGACGCUGGGCACUACCUCUGCGACUUCAUCUACUUCUCCAGCCUCGCCCAUCUCUGGAAGGCGGGCGAGCACCGCCGCGUGGUCUUUCUGCACGUCCCCUCGGCGUGCUCGGACGAUCUCAUCGCCAGCGGCCGGGAGAUUCUGCUGUCGCUCAUCCGGUCCAUCGUCGAGAGCGAGAUCAGCAAGGACAGGGCGGUGGCCGAGACCGUGGGCCAGACCGUCGGGGCGCAGAGCGAGACACGAUGA